Patella vulgata (common limpet) is the source of this 2017-nucleotide messenger RNA. RefSeq lists its product as uncharacterized. Lineage: Eukaryota; Metazoa; Mollusca; Gastropoda; Patellidae. The coding region runs from base 230 to 1729 and encodes 499 amino acids. Gene Ontology annotation, molecular function: oxidoreductase activity. The transcript is spliced from 2 exons. The record is from RefSeq and is a predicted model, not a curated record.
GCUAAAUUUAUUUUUAAAGUCCAGAAAUUACUAUCUUCUGAUAUAAUCGUUCGUUCGUUUCUGGUGUUUUACGUCCACUUCCACCUAAGGUGAUAUCGUAGACAAGUCUCUUCUGAUAUAAUGGUGCACUAAGAUUUGUAAAACUUUUAAACUGGUGAUUGAAUUAUCCUUGUUUUCUGCUUACCAAGAUUUUAUUUUCUGCUUACCAAGAUUUUAUUUUAACCACAUUAUGGAAACACAAGGAUAUCUUGGCAUGGUGAUGUUUGCUAUUCUAUCACUUUUAAAUGUGGCAGUAGGCAGACACACAAAUGUAGCUGUGAUAGGCGGUGGUGUAGCUGGACUAGCUGCCGCUCGUGUAUUAUCUAAUGACAGACUGAAUCGCUUCUUAGUCCAGGUUUACGAGGCUAAAAGAGAGCGCUAUGGUGGCCGAGUCUGGACUAAAAGAAAUCUGUCUGCAAACUCCAAAGAGAUUGAAGCAGAUUUAGGAGCAAUGUUUCUCAAUUCUAAAAUUAAAGAUAACCCACUGAUAGAAUUGGUUAAAAGGUUUGAAAUUGAAAAAGAUUCCAUUGGAUCUCUUGAAUUUUAUACAUCAGGCAACAGCAAGACGCAUCAAGGUCCUGAUCUAAUGGAAGCAAUGAGAAAAGCUAAAGAACUAAUGCUAGGAGCGAUAGAGAAAGCGAAACGAAAAGGGAAAGAUAUUUCUGUGCGUGAUGCAGUUAACCAGGAAAUUGUUGAACAAGGUUUAGAGGAGAACAGUUUAGCUUCUUUAAUAAUAAAGGCCCUACCUUCAUACAAUAUCAAUGAUUAUUCAGCUCUUCUUUAUGCUCCAGAUCAGUUAGAUUUUGGUUUUGAUACAAUUGUAAAAUUUGGGCUGGCAGAGCUUGUUGAUAGAAUAGUAGGUGGAUUUGAAGCUGAAGCACCUCUUGAUAUAAAUCUUCGACACAUUGUGCGACAAAUUAAAGUGGACGACAAGCGUAAGCAAAUUCUUGUCAGGUUUCGUGACGGACGUCAGAUAUCUGUUGAUGCUGUUAUAAUGGCCGUUCCAUUGACAGUUUUACAGAAUGACUCGUUACUUUUUGAGCCGCCUCUUCCUAAAGCAUUUUAUAAGACUUUUCAUCAAUUAAAAUUUAGGCAGUCCGAAAGAAUUGUUAUUGAAUUUGACGAGAUGUUUUGGCCCCAAGAUAAAGGAAUGUUUGUUAUGACCCCAGAGCAUAGUUCGGAUGCAGGAGUUUUAACAACUUGGAUCAAUUUGAACAAAGUGAACAAUAAAGCGUAUUUAGCUGGGUUAAUAGGUCACCAUGCUGUGGACAAAUUUUAUUCGAUGACUGACGAAACUCUUACAGACAUCGCACUAAAUCGGUUAAAAAAAUUAUUUGGAGACGAUGUAGUUCACCAGCGUAAUGUUACAAACUUUUUGCGGUCUGAUUGGUUAAAGUCAUUACACAUAGGUGGCUCUGGUGUCUAUCCUUCUGUGGGAAAUACAAGAGAAUUAUGGGAUGUGUUUGAUCUGCCUGUAUGUCCAGGUAUUUAUUUUGCAGGCGAGUAUACAACACUUGAUGGAGUAGGAGCGUUGCAUGGAGCUUAUAAUUCUGGUGUUAAAGCAGCAGAAGCAUUAAUGUCGGGUUAUUGUGAACAGAAAGCUAGAGAAGAACAAGAAUUAAAAGAAAAGAAUCUAAAUGCGUCUGAGAGAUCAAAUAAAACAGUUGACUCUAAAAAAGAUGAAUUGUAAUUUGUAGAUAAUACAUGCAAUGUAUGUAAGAAUUGAAACUGGUGCAAUUGUGUUUUCUUUAAAAAAAAAAUUCAUAUAACACCAGUUUACUUGUAACAUUUUUACUGUUUGAUAGUGUUACUAACAAUAACUAGAAUCACAAAUUAAAACUGUUAUUAAAUAAUUUGUAAUUACCAGUAGGAUUAUAUUAAAGUAAAUUGUUACCAGUAAGUAAUUUGUAACCAGUAAAUCCAGAACUUUUAGUGAUUAAUUUCAAUUUGUUAUUACCAGUAAAUCUGUUACCAGUUA